Messenger RNA from Debaryomyces fabryi, 1653 nucleotides. RefSeq names its product integrase catalytic domain-containing protein. The transcript has a single exon. The coding region runs from base 1 to 1653 and encodes 550 amino acids. Lineage: Eukaryota; Fungi; Ascomycota; Pichiomycetes; Serinales; Debaryomycetaceae. The record is from RefSeq and is a predicted model, not a curated record. Gene Ontology annotation, molecular function: nucleic acid binding. Gene Ontology annotation, biological process: DNA integration.
AUGCCGUUAUCUAUUAAGAAUACGAAAUCUACUGCCCUGAAGAAAGCUUAUCCGAAAAUCAAGUCUAACAUAACUUGUUACAAAUGUGGUGGUAAAGAUCAUACAUUGAAUGUCUGCACUACUCGUAAUAAUGAUAAAUUGAAAUGCUUGCGCUGUAAACCAAUCCAUAAAGCAGGUAUUCAGACAUCGUCCGGUAUGGAGUACCAGGGAUAUGAUGGUUACAACGAUGACCCUAGAGAUACUUUCUUUUUUGAGCCCGACGGUUUUGUUCAUGUUACUUAUCAGAGAGAUUUACUCCAUAAUUUUAGCUCUGAUAAUUCGGGAAUGAUUUCGGGACUUGAUCCUGAUAAUAUGUUAGAGAUUCUUGGUACUGGUACCUUGCAUUUUCUGUUUCCUGACGGUACCUUGGUGACUUUUGGGGACGUGAAAUAUAUACCUUCUUGUGGUCGAAACUUGAUUUCUUUUAGCCGUGCCGUCUUCAAUGGGGCAAUUUGGAAUAUCCGCCACGAUUUUGUAUAUGACAAUUACAGUGACCUUCCGAUUGCGGUCCGUACGGCUCCCUACCAUGGUCUACGUUACGAGUUUUCAUUGCCUUGUUUACCUUCAAUUAGCAGUAACUCUGGAUUUGCUCUUAAUACCACCCCGAAUUUGUAUGCUCGUUUCGGUUGUCCUAGUCGUGAUAUUGUGAAUGAUUUGGCGAAAAAGUUUCCUUCUUAUUCGGAGACUAUUAAAUUUCAGUUGGAAGAAUAUAUUAGAUCUCUGAAACAGACUUCGACUACCUCUCGUAGUUCUGUUACAGCUCCAUUGGAGCUUGUCCACUCCUCUGUCUGUGGUCCCUUUCCUGAACCGGGCAUUGGGAACAACUUAUAUUUUGUUAUCUUUGUUGAUGAAUACACUCAUAUGAAGAGAGCUUUUUGCAUUAAAGAUACAUCUGAAGUCUUUGAGUGUACACGCUCAUAUUUCAUUGAGGCUGAGGAAUUCUUUCACAAUCGAGGUGGUUACAAGCCGGUAGCUUUUCGUACUGAUGACAAUUAUGAAUAUUUAUCAUUCGAGUUGCAGGGCUUUCUUAAAACUCGUGGAAUUGCUCACCAAUGUAUUGCUCCGUACUCUAGUUACCCUAAUGCCGUGAGUAAACGAGCUAUUCGUACCAUCACAGAAAAGAGUCGAAUAAUGAUGUCGGAUGCAUCUACACCCUUAAGUUUUUGGUCAGAAGCUGUUACCUGUUCUAAUUAUAUUACUAAUCGUUUACCGUCGAAUGCUAUCAAAAUGCAAUACCCUUACAAACGGUGGUAUAAGAAAAUGCCUAACUUAGAUAAUUUACGGCCAUUUGGAUGUAAGGCAAGUGCUCUUAUUCCAACCCUGCGGGGAUCUUCUAUGCUGUCAACUCACUCUAUCCGAGGUAUCAUGGUUGGUUAUGGUAUAGGUUCAAAUGCAUACCGUAUAUUUGAUAUUGAUACAGGAAAAAUUGCUAUUUGUGAAAAUGUUAAAUUUGAUGAAUUCUCAUUUCCCUUUAGAACUAUGACUGAAAUUCCUCCCCAUAUUCGUUUCUCUGGUUCUCAGUCGAAGUACGAUGCUGUAUUUGAAGCUGGGCUCCCUAAUGAUAAUAAGGCCACUUCUGAGCUUGCAUUCCUCUUUUCUUGCUGCUCAAUUUGA